AUGGUCGCGGCUCUGCUAUUUGGGAGCGAGGCUGGGGUCAAUGUCGAUUGGCGUUUCUUCGAAGAGAUGACCAAUGUCCAAAAGAACAAUUCGAUCCCGGGGACGUACACAAUAAAAGCAAGGAAGGAUUGCUCUUUAGUCUACCCUGUCAACAGGACGCCGAGUUGGGAGGCGUCCUUCUUUUUUGCGAAGGUGGAUGAGACGCUGGUUGUCGACACCUCCAGGAAUUUUAGGAACGAGUGGAGCGACAGCAUCGAUCGCAAAGUUCAGCUCGGAGCUUUCCCGGAGAACUUCCACGAGAACAUCCAGAAGAUCAGAGCAAUCGGGAUUCAACACUGGCCUGACAUCCAUCGCCGAAGAGUCGAGGCUGCCAUUACCCGUAUUACGAACGCUAGCUGGAGGAGGGAAAACCAAUUAAGGGAGAGAGCGAUCGCGAUGUCUCCGAUUCAAGUGAACGCGCCUAGUCUUGCUGCGAGGCUCAGGGCCAAUCGCAGUAGUGGGGGGAAUAAAAGUCGGGAAUCUCCCGCUCAGUCAGAUCGUCCGACUCAAGCGACGGCACCUCAAAUUGUCAACGAGGUCGAGGCUCGUCGAGACAGUGAUCUCGUUGUGGAUCGCGCCCAAACGGUUGAGCCUGAGGCGGAGGCUCAAAAGGAAGGUCAGGCAGUUGCCGAGGGGCCUGAUGAAACUGCGAGGCGAGCUAAGAAGGAGGCGAAGAAGCUAAAGAGAAAAGAGAAGAAGAAAAAGGAGGGAUCAAGGAAGAGAACCUCCGGCGAGGUGGUUGCAGGUGGUGAUCGCGAGGAGCCGGGAAAGAGGUCGAAGGUUGAUUCCACUGGCGACGGUAGGGCUCCGGAGAUCGAUUGGAGCUUCAAGUUUGAUUACCCCGAGUCCGGGGUGCCCCUUGUCAACAAUGCUGACAAAUGCGCCGAGCUCUUCGGAUUGAUAAAGGGAUCUACCUCCGAGGUUCCCGCCGCUGAUGACGCGGUCUUCAAAGACAUGGCGGGCUACGCCUUCAAGUUUAUCGCGAGCUGCAACCGCGCACGGGGUCGAUAUCAUCGAACGAUUCGAGCUGCUGCAACGAAGCUUCGUAAUGCUCAGUCCGCUGGGCAGAGAGCCGUGGAAGAGCGUGACGCUGCGAUUGCUCGGCGAAAGUCAGCUGAGGAGAAGUGGCAGGUCGAAAAAAGACGCGCCGAGCAAUUGGAAGAAGGCGUGAAGACGCUGACUGACAAGAUCGAAGAGCUGAAAGUGGAGAAUCAGGAUCUGAUCAGCAACCUGCAAACGGUCAAUGAAGCGAAGCUCCAGGCUGAGAAAGUGGUCGCGUCUGAAGUGGCUCGCACUCCAGAUGGUGGUUCAAAUCAUGACGAAGCUGAAGAUCAGGAGCAUCGCGAGGAUGAAGAGGACCACGAGGGUGGCAAUCAGCCUGACGAGUAG
Molecule: messenger RNA, 1428 nt
Organism: Eutrema salsugineum
Lineage: Eukaryota; Viridiplantae; Streptophyta; Magnoliopsida; Brassicales; Brassicaceae
Product: meiosis-specific protein ASY2-like
Exons: 5
Coding region: 1-1428 (475 amino acids)
Source: RefSeq, a predicted model, not a curated record